AUGCAAUUAAUGAAGUCUAAAAGUCAUCGAACGAUAAUAACUGGGUAACAAUUAAAUUAACUGAAUUAGGUUGGUAUAAACAUACGAACUGGCAUCUUUCAUUAAGUAAAUUGAAAUAAGCUUCUAUAUUUACUUAUUUACAAUUAUGACGUCGAAUAGUGAUUCAGUGACGUGGUUAGCGAAUAUCCUUCUAAGACCGUUGAAAAUAUACGAAAAUACUUUCAACUACGCUAUAUAUUCGACAAUUUUCAUAUUAUUCAGCGCCUUCAGUAUUUUAGGCAAUAUAAUCGGUUUUCUCAAUGUUACUGGAACUGUUGAUAAACUCGAAGCUCUAGUCGCCAUUACUUCGCAACUAAAUGGCGUUUUGUUGUACCUCGGAGUGCACAGAUACCGAAAACAAAUACUCCAGUUAUUUAUAAAAUUAGAAGAGAAGCAGCCAAAUACCGACGCUAUACCAAACAGAACAGAGGUAUUUGUAAAAAUAAAAUUAAUAUGGUUUUCGGUAGCUUUAGGCAUAUCAACCACACUGUUCGUUGCGUCUUCGUUGAUCACCUACUUCAUGGAAGAUAAAAUUAGUGAUAAGCAUUCUUUAUUGAUACCAUUUUGGUUCUCGUGCGGCGAUCCAAAUUUCAAUAGGGUGCUUUGUUGGGAAACUUCAACCAAAGAUGAUCUCCUGGCGAAGAAUAUCAUCCUGUUUGGAGUAGUAAAUACGCAGAUAUUUGCGUACAUUUCGUCGUUUGUUUCGUUUGGUAUAAAUGUUGGACAACUGGAAAUGCAUUUGCAAAAUAUCGAGAAACGAGUCGAUCGUCUUAAUAGUGAAGCCGAUGAAGCUGAAACUGCCAUUAAUGGAGCUGAAAAGUUGGGAAUCGAGUUGUCUGAAAUUCACGUUGAUGAGGAUGAUUUUCAUCGUCAGUUUUUAGAAAUUAUUAAAUAUCAACAGUUCCUGUACGGCUGCAUAAAAUCGACAGUUCAACCGUGGAAAACAUACGUUAGUUACUAUUACGCAUCCGCUAUAGUAGAUGUGACCUUAUUACUAUUCUCAGCUGGAAUGGAGUAUCGAAAUGAAAAAUCACUCGCCCUCAGAGCUAUGACACUAUGCCAGAUGAGGCUACUUAUGGCGUUCAUUAUUGCACAUUGCUCUCACAUCAUAUCACACCUGAACGAAGAUUUCUCCCACUUAUUGGCCAAAAUUCGUUGGUACGAGAGGAACGCGAAAUUUCAGAAAAUAUAUCUCCGAAUGCUAUGUUUUCAUCAAAAAACAAACGUAAUGAAAAUUUAUGGAAUCAUGGAAGUGAAUUUCAAUUUUUACGCCAACAUGUUGAACAAAAUCUACUCUUUCGUAAAUUUAUUGAUUUUAAGGUACAAAACAUAAGUAUAAUUUAUUUUUAAAAAACCGCAAAAGACCGCAAUUGUAAUUAAUUUUUUUGAGUAAGUACCUACCUAUUGUAACACAAAUUUUUUCUUUGUUUUCGAAUAAAAUAUUAACAACGA
Molecule: messenger RNA, 1491 nt
Organism: Planococcus citri (citrus mealybug)
Lineage: Eukaryota; Metazoa; Arthropoda; Insecta; Hemiptera; Pseudococcidae
Exons: 4
Coding region: 146-1372 (408 amino acids)
Biological process (GO): detection of chemical stimulus involved in sensory perception of smell; sensory perception of smell
Cellular component (GO): plasma membrane
Molecular function (GO): olfactory receptor activity; odorant binding
Source: RefSeq, a predicted model, not a curated record